AGACGGGUUCUGUUUUCCCUUCUCUUUCUUCUGCUCAAACUCUCCUUCGCUAGGUCAUCAGUACCAAAUUCGUUACCCUUACACUCGUUUUUUCCAAUUUUUUUCGGCUUUGCUUCGCUUCUACACAUUACUGGUUGUUCGACGUUUUCAUUCGAUCCAUUAUGCGUUUCUCUGCUACUUCAGCUGCCCUUGUGGCUUUGGCGGCCUCCUCUCAGGCCAUGAACAUUUCGGCUUCUUCCGACCUCGACGGAUCCGUGUGGCAGGCCCUCGCCCCCGUCGAAGCCCGGACAUUCGAGGACAUGCCCCGAAACCGUCCCAUCAAGAGACAAUCGGGUUGGAGCCCGCCUUCCAACAUUGUCACGCCUCUGAAGCAGGUUUGGGACCAUUGCAAGAGCACCUACACCAACAGUCUGUUUGGAUUCAAGAACUUUGGCUGGGACCAGGUUGUUGCCACCAAGGGCACCAUCAAUGUCUGCGUUCGCUGGGAGUCUAGCGCUUCUGUCACAGAGGCUCAGCGCACUCAAGUUGCCAAGGCCUUGAACACGGCUCACCAGAGCUGGUACAAGUGGCUCUACGGCUACGACAACUUCCCCUACUCCAACAUCAAGGUCAACGUGGUUGGUUGGGCUGUCCGCGACAAGAGCCUUCUCCAGGGCUCGACUUCCGGUAUCGACGUCUACACCGACAAGGAUGGUGAGGGCAUUCCCCAGUGCGCCGAAUCCUGUGGUCGCUUCUUCAACCAGAAUGGCGACUACAGCAAAUGUGCUGGUGGUGCCGCCCGCCACUACGACCAGUCUCUCUGGCUCACCGAUGGCAUGGGCGGUGGUGCCGGCGGUGACUGGGGCCAGCGCAUCGGCCGCGAGUACUUCAUGGGUGCUCUGGACUCUGCGAACAUCCACAUCCUCCAGCACGAGAUUGGCCAUACCUACGGCCUCGAUGAUUUCUACGACUGGACCCCCACCGGUGUCUCUAGCUUCAUCAUGCUUGCUGGCUCCGCCGCUCAGAUCACCGACUUUGACGGCUGGAUGCUGCGCAACUGGUGGUAUGAGCUCUCCCGUAAUCGUGGUUGGCAAUCGAGCAGCGCCGGUUCCGCCUCCGGCUCUGCGGCUCCUGCUACGUCCGCGUCCACCAAGCCUACGGUCAAGGCCGUCACCUCUGUUGCCGCCCCUAAAACUGCCGCUGCCGCCCCGACCAAGGCGGCCAGCUCCGGUGCGACUGUCGACGCAUGGGCUCAGUGCGGUGGCGGAGGCUACACCGGCCCUACCGUCUGUGUAUCUGGCUUCAAGUGCGUCAAGACCAACGAGUGGUACUCUCAGUGUCUUACAGCAUGAUUCAAGCUUGAUGUCACGACGUUGAAGACGUUUGAUACUUAGCACUCACGCAUGCCCAUCCUCCACAGCACUUGGACACCUCAACUUCUCACUCACAAAAACACAUUUUUUGUCAAUAGUCUUGUGACCUGAAGAGGUCUCUUUCUCUUCCGUA
Colletotrichum destructivum is the source of this 1485-nucleotide messenger RNA. Its product is annotated as Putative Cellulose-binding domain, fungal, Cellulose-binding domain superfamily. Gene Ontology annotation, molecular function: cellulose binding. Lineage: Eukaryota; Fungi; Ascomycota; Sordariomycetes; Glomerellales; Glomerellaceae. Gene Ontology annotation, cellular component: extracellular region. Gene Ontology annotation, biological process: carbohydrate metabolic process. The record is from RefSeq and is a predicted model, not a curated record. The transcript is spliced from 3 exons. Bases 162 to 1331 code for a protein of 389 amino acids.